This is a messenger RNA of Brassica rapa (field mustard), 4029 nucleotides long. Its product is annotated as transcription factor bHLH157. Gene Ontology annotation, biological process: regulation of DNA-templated transcription. Gene Ontology annotation, molecular function: protein dimerization activity; DNA-binding transcription factor activity. The record is from RefSeq and is a predicted model, not a curated record. NCBI's taxonomy places the organism in Eukaryota, Viridiplantae, Streptophyta, Magnoliopsida, Brassicales, Brassicaceae.
UAAAAAUUUUUUUUUUGUAAUUGCUAUUAUUUUUUAUUUAUUUUUUUAUCUUUAUAUUUUAAAAACAUAAUAUAAAUUGACAAUAUUUUAUUUCUUUUUAUAAAAGAUAUUGAAUAUGAAAUAACACAAUUUUAUUGACCUAGAGGUGAAUCCAAUAAUAAGUCAAUAUCUUAUACUAUUAAAGUACAUCAUAAAUUCGUAUCGGGUAUUCAUUAAUCCAUAUUAAAGUAAAAUCAAAUCCCUUUUUACGGAGAGAUACAUCGAAGAUCCUCCCCCGUAUUAAUUUUCAAAAGACAGCAAAUAAAUACAUAAUACCACAUAAAAGGAAGCAGACUUUUCACUAACCGGUAAUAACAGGUGUAAUUAUCGUCACUUGCGGGGCAAAAGCGUGACUGGACACCGGCAAACAAAUCAAAAUACAAUAAAUCAGUAUCUUUUACUAUUAUAACUUUAAAGUCAUGCAAUGCAACAUCUCUCUCUCCUCUUCCUCAGACAAAAAGGCUCUUCCACUUCCUAUGGAAUCACAAAGUGUACACACACAUUAUAUGCUUAUAUAGCUUAUAUCUAUAGAAGGACAAAGGCUUUAAACUCCUUUUAAAUUGCUUGAACAAAAAGCAAAGCAAUUCUCUCUGUUUUUUUUCUUUCUGCAGAUUAAAAGAAAAACCAUAAGCAGACAUUUCUUCUUCUCUGUUUUCCAGCUUUUGUCUUCGGAGUUUGGUUUCUGAAGAAGACAAAAUUUUCUACCUUUUUAAGAGUUCGAGAUCCAUUAUCUAUAAGUACAUAUAAGUGGAGAUCAUUCAUAAAUAAUUUAAGAAGUCUUCUCGGGUUUUGUGAGCCUUGGAUUCUUAAGUUUGCUGAUGAUGGAUAUGGAGGUUAAGCAGAUAUUAAAGAGUCUAUGUUUCAGCUACGGAUGGUCUUAUGCUGUCUAUUGGCGCUCUGACCCCAUUAAUCCCAUGUUACUGAGAGUUGAAGAAACACACAAUGAUGAACAAUCAGCCACACUCGUUGAUGAUAUGAUUCUUAAGACUCAUGUCUUAGGCCAAGGCAUCGUGGGGGAAGCUGCUUUAACCGGUAACUACCAAUGGCUGUUCUCAGACACACUUGUUCAGUGUGAGCAUGAGUUUCAGAAUCAGUUUAUCUCUGGCUUUAAGAGUAUCGCAAUCAUUCCAAUAGGAUCAAGCGGCGUUGUUCAGUUAGGGUCUACUCAAAAGAUUGUUGAGAGCCGAGAGAUGUUGGAAGAAACAGAAAGAGCUCUGCAGGAGAAGCAUUCUUUGAAAGUAAAGGAUCAGUCGGUAGAUCUUGAUACUUUGUUUGAGUCUCUAGUACCACUGGUAGACUGUGAGCUUGUCCCUGAAUAUUUUCAAGAACUCAGCUUCGAUGACAUCUUCACCGAAGAAGAUAAUAAUCCCCCUUCUUUGCUCUUCGAUAAACCAGCCUUUGAAGCAUCCCCAAACCCUUCUUCUUCAGACAUUAAUGAAGAUGAUGAUUCUGUGUUCGACAUUCUCAACUCUUACUCUUGGGACGAUCUUUACCAGCUGCUGGCUGAUGAUGAUUCCCAAGAACAGGAAUGCUCCAUGGUGAUCCAAGGAAACGACAAGGAUCUUUUGGGGAUCCAUUCCUAUGAUUGUCCGCAGAAAGGACAGUUAUUCUCUGAGCUCAUAAGCACUAGCCUUAGCAACAGCACUAGUUGUCUCACAAAUGUGCAACAAGAAGAUUCUUAUUCUGGCCUGAAUCAGAGCAAAAGACGGAAACUUGACAACUCAACAAGCUCAAGCUUCUUCAUGACUCAAGCGGAGACACUAACACCUCUUAAUCCUCCGAUGUGGAUUGAUGAAGACAUGGCAGGGAACUGGAAGAAACCUCAAGAAGAAGGAGUGAAGAAGAAGAAGAAAAGAGCAAAGGCAGGAGAAAGCAGGAAGCCGAGGCCUAAAGACAGGCAGAUGAUACAAGACCGUAUCAAGGAGCUACGAGGGAUGAUUCCAAAUGGAGCUAAGUGUAGCAUUGAUACACUGCUUGAUCUGACGAUAAGACACAUGGUGUUCAUGCAAAGCAUCGCCAAGUACGCUGACAAACUCAAACAACCGUACCAGCCUAAGCUGGUGAAGGAGAAAGAGAGAACGUGGGCGUUGGAAGUGGGGGAUGAUGAGUCAGUGGUAUGUCCGAUCAUCGUGGAGGAUUUGAAGCCGCAAGGACAAAUGCAGAUAGAGAUGGUGUGCCAGGAAAAUGGGGAUGAGUUUCUUGAGAUUGCACAUGUGGUGAGAGGUCUAGGUUUGAACAUUUUGAAAGGAGUCAUGGUAACGAGACAGGGAAGGAUAUGGGCACACUUGAUCGUCGAGGCAAAGCCACACAUCACUAGGCUUCAACUCUUCUACUCACUUGUUCACCUCUUUCAACAACAAAAUCCACCACACUCCUCCUCUUUUGACCACCAAACAUGACGUAUAGGACUCACUUACUACUCAUUAUGUAUGCUUUUGUUGAUUUCUUACAUCGGAUUUUAUUUUUCUUCCAUAUUUGUUUAGUGGAUGGCAAAGAAAGCUGUUGAUAGUUUAGUAGUUCCAUCCCAAAACGUUUGUAGUAAGAAACAUGAAAUUAAAGAUUUUUGGCUUUAAAGUGAUGAUUGAGUUUUUGAGUGUGUGUGUUUAUGUAAGACAAAGGCCCAUAGACUUAUCAUAAUUAAAAGAGGACCAGUACUGAAUACUCUAAUGGUAAAAGCAAUUGAACCAAUGCAAAUCACACAUAUAAUGGAUCAAGUGCAGACUAAGUGGGAGAAAAACAUCAAAUAGUCUAUUUGAGUUUAGAAUGAUAAAAACAGUUUAAAUAAAGUAGAUUAUAUUAUAUAUAUAGUGGCAUGGUGGUAAAAAGCUCACGGCUGUGAGUUCUGCUAUCUAGGUUCGAGUCCCGACCACCAUCAAUUAAAAUAGGGUGAAAAAGGUAGCCCCUGGAUGCCUUCGGUGGGUUCAUGGCUUAACUCCAGUGGACAGUCAUUAGUCGCUAGUCGGGUCUCUUUCGAAAGCAUCCAGAUAUCAGGAUCAUCAAGAUUAUAUAUUUAAAUAAUAAAAAUUACAAAAAAAUAUGUAAUAUAUAAAUACAAUACAUAAAUAGUUAUAAAUGAAAAAGUAAUAAAUGUUACUAUAACCUUGUUUCUAUAAUUUUAAAAUAAAAAUAUAAAAAACAUUAGUCAUUAUUACAUCUAUCUUUCAUUAAUAUACAUAUAUUUAACCAUAAUACUAUAUAUUUACAUAAUACAUAUUAUAAUUGAAAACACAUGCAUCAUAUAAACAAUUUAAAUAAAUGUAAAUUUUAUAUAAGAAAAAUAAAAAUAGAGAUAAAUAGACAAUGAAUAUUUUUUUAUAUCAUCAAAGUUGUAAGUAAAAUAGAAUGAAAAUAUACAAUUUAUAGAAGAAAAUUAAAUAUAUUAAUGAUUUAUGACAAUUAUUUAUUGGUUCAGAAAAAAAGGGUGAACAUCACCAAAUGUCUGAAUGGUGUUUCAAAUGCAGUUCUCCUGCAUAUCAGCAGAUCAUCUGUUUUUCUCUCACUCUUCUAUUCAUAGCCUAAGCAUGUUCAGGCAGCUUUGCGUAGAAGAAUACAAUGACCUUGUGGACAUGUAUUCUUUUGGCAUGUGCAUUUUUUUUUUUUGUCAAACAGCAUGUGCAUUUUUCGUUUUUGUUUUGACCAAAUGGAGAAACACUUCCGUAAGUCUGGUCGUUUUGAUUCCCCACUUAUAUAGUAGCCACGGAUUUGGUUGGGUUAUGAUUGUUGCCUUCUUUCAAAGUUUUCAUUUCUCACCGCUUUGGUUUAUGUAAGCAAACAUGAUUAAUAGCUUUUGUGAGAAGUUCCAGAUUUGGACAAAACGACAAGAAAUGGAGACUUGGAGGUAUAAUAAAUAAUUAAAAAGAGAUCCAAAAGUAAAAAAAAAGGAACCAAUCACUAUUUGCUAAAUAAUAAUAAAAAAUUCAAUAAUUGCCAUUUUCACAUGAGAGCACCGACGACGACGACAGCGCAGGCCAGCGAAGCAACGACGGUGGA